Messenger RNA from Episyrphus balteatus (marmalade hoverfly), 574 nucleotides. Its product is annotated as sodium- and chloride-dependent neutral and basic amino acid transporter B(0+)-like. Bases 68 to 559 code for a protein of 163 amino acids. The record is from RefSeq and is a predicted model, not a curated record. Lineage: Eukaryota; Metazoa; Arthropoda; Insecta; Diptera; Syrphidae. The transcript is spliced from 3 exons. Gene Ontology annotation, biological process: sodium ion transmembrane transport. Gene Ontology annotation, cellular component: membrane.
GUUUCUAAUUUAAAAAAAAAAAAUAAAUAAAUAAGAAAACCACUAUAGUUUUCUUUGUUUUGAAAAGAUGUCAUAUCUAACGUCAUAUGACUCAGGUGGUGGCGUUCCAUUUAAGCCAAACAAAGAUCGUGGAUUUUGGUCAAGUUCAAGUGAUUUCUUUUAUGCUUGUGUGUGUAAUGCCUUUCGUAUGGAUGUGGCAUUUGGAGUGGCAGCGGUACCGUUUCUUACAAAAGGAGGAAUUUAUAUGCUCAUUGCGAUGAUCAUCAAUGUCAUCCUAUUUUCCUAUCCAAUUGUAUUCAUGCAAUCCUUCCUGGGCCAGUUUUCAAGUACAGGAUUUAUAUCAUCUUUUCGAGUUGCGCCUUUAUUCAAAGGUAUUGGCUAUAUUUCUUUAGCAAUGAAUCUAUUUUCACUUUCAUAUUAUGCAAUUUUUGUUGCUGUACCGAUUUUAUUUUUCCUACAUUCUCUACAUCCAACUUUACCAUGGAGCUGUGAGGCUUGGCAGCUUCGUAAUCACACUUACGAAUACGAUUACUCUGUAGGUAUUGAAGAAGAAUUCUAAUAACGUUUAAAAAUA